AUGAGGGAUCUGUGGCUCCUGGUGGUGGCCGCCCUAGUUGUGUCUGUGAGAGCUGGAGAGGUCUGCUAUGACCGGCUUGGCUGUUUUUCUGAUGGCCCUCCAUAUGGCUUAACUCUGGAGCGGCCCAUUGCCCGAUACCCUUGGUCACCGGAGACAAUCAACACCCGCUACCUGCUGUUCACCAGACAAAAUCCUGAUCAGUUCCAGGAAAUUGAUGCGCUAAACGUCUCUACAGUCUCAUCUACCAAGUUCAGUCGCAGCAGGAAAUCCUACUUUAUUAUCCAUGGGUUCCUGUCGGCAGGAGAUGAUGAGUGGCUUUUGGACAUGUGCCAGGUGUCUGACGUGAACUGUUUCUGCGUGGACUGGCACGGAGGGGCGUUCGCUCUGUACACACAAGCCGCCAACAAUGUCCGUGUGGUGGGUGCGGAAUUGGCUUAUUUUGUCAACUAUUUACAGGAGGAGUUUAGGUACCCCCUGACUAACAUAUACCUGAUAGGACAUAGUUUGGGAGCUCAAGUUGCUGGAGAAGCUGGGAAGAGGCGUCCAGGAAUUGCACGAAUAACAGGGUUGGACCCAGCAGGACCUUACUUUCAAAAUACCCCACCUGAGGUGAGGCUAAACCCCUCCGAUGCCGUAUUCGUGGAUGUCAUUCAUACUGAUGGAUCUUCUAUUAUUCUCAAUCUAGGUCUUGGUGGUUUUGGGACGAGCCAGUUGGUCGGUGAUCUGGACUUCUUUCCUAAUGGCGGGACACAACAGCCUGGGUGCCCUAGCUUCUACCGCAAGCUUGGUGACCUGGACAGUACCAUAGAAGGACUUGAAGACGGACUUGCAUGUAACCAUGAGAGGAGCCAUAUGUUGUUCACAAAAAGUAUCCUCUAUCCUGAUGGGUUCAUCAGCUACCCAGGAUCCUCCUACAGUGCCUUCCAAAAGGGUGCUGGGUUUCCCUGUUACAAUGGAAGCUGUGCAAUGAUGGGAUACUAUGCUGAUCUUUAUGCCCGAGACUCCGAUGACGCUCACACCCAAGACUCGGCAAGUCAAGAGUUUUUCUUGACGACUGGCGGUGCUGAAAACAUGCUACGUAGGUGGAUAAGUAAAGGAACAUUGGGAAGAAAGAUGUUAUGA
Molecule: messenger RNA, 1122 nt
Organism: Hyla sarda
Lineage: Eukaryota; Metazoa; Chordata; Amphibia; Anura; Hylidae
Product: pancreatic triacylglycerol lipase-like
Exons: 9
Coding region: 1-1122 (373 amino acids)
Biological process (GO): lipid metabolic process
Molecular function (GO): triacylglycerol lipase activity
Source: RefSeq, a predicted model, not a curated record